Psylliodes chrysocephalus is the source of this 1210-nucleotide messenger RNA. The record is from the annotation of a GenBank genome assembly. Lineage: Eukaryota; Metazoa; Arthropoda; Insecta; Coleoptera; Chrysomelidae.
GUUUAACAUCAUGAGUCAAGUGUUCUGUGCACGAGUCAACAGUUUUUUGUGUAAACAUAAACAAGUUUAUUUGUAAAUUGUAAUUAAUGUUGUUUUUUGCAGAAAUAACAGAUUUUCGAAUAAUUCAUAAUGUAUUGAGAGCUAUAGCUAUUAAGGAUCAUGUAAUCUUAAGGCCUAUGGAAGAAGGUUUGAAAUUAACUUUAGAUGAAAUGAAAUGUAUCGAAACUUCAGUUUACAUUCCUAGUUCGGUAUUUACUGAUUAUAAUAUAAAUUCAAAUCAAGAUAUCAUAUUUAAAAUUAACUUAAAAACUCUGGUUGAGAUACUAAAUAUCUUUGGAGAUGAGGGAAAUCCAAAUAUCAAAUUAUCUUAUAAUUCAGUUGGAGCACCCUUAAGUAUUGUCAUGAAUCAUAAUGAAGAGAAUAUCACCAUAGAUGGUGAGAUUCGAACCUUGAAUGUGGAUGAUUUUAAUGAUAUAAGUUUAGCAGAUGAAUGUAACACUAACAAAUUGGUUAUAAAUGCAAACAUUUUGGUAGAACUUCUAAACAGACUAAAUAAUUCUGCAGAUGAACUAAAAGUAACAUUGAGUCCAGAUCCUCCUUUUUUUACUUUAACUACAACUGGAAUUGCUGGUGAAUCUGAAGUAAACAUAUCUAAAAAUUCUGAAGAAGUAACCUUGUAUCAAUGUCAGUCAACCACAUCUGCCGUAUAUAGUUUUUCCAACAUUAGACAUAUCCUAAAGGUUAUGACUUAUGCGGAUAAAGUUGCUAUAUCUACAGGAGAAUCCGGUUUACUAGGUUUACAACUUGUCAUUAAUUCGGUAGAUAGACAAAUGUAUGUAGAAUAUUACGUAACAUCACAAUAUUUGACAGACGAUUAAUAAAUAGUAUGUACUUAAAUAAUGAUUUAACAAAACUGUGAUAUUGAAAUAUAAUAACUCAUAAGUUGUCGGUAUGAACAUCACACAGCAUUUUCCUUAUUUUUGACAUUUUAAUCUGUAAGUUUGUAAGAUUUGUUGUUCAAUAAAUACAUGUAUUUUCUUUAUAAUCGUUCACAAGGAACCUUUUAAUUAUUUUUUAUUUCAAAUUGAUUUUUAAUAAUUUUAGAACCAAAUAAUACAAAAUGGAAGGGUUGAAAUAAAACGGAUUAAUAAAAUUGUAAUAUAUUUUGAAAAUAUAUAUUACAAUAAUAAAUUAAACAAUUAUAAUUAAU